AUGGAUGUAACGUCGAUAUUGACUGAAAAAUAUCCGAAUACGGAAAGAGCUGGUGGAAGUGGGUCAGUUGGGGUAUCUGCUGGAAAUGUGAAACCGCAAGCACAUGCAAAACGAAGCACCAUAUCAAGACAUUCAUCUAAAGAUGUUAGCGAGGAUGGUUGUUGCCUUGCUAAAAUAUUCCUCUCUAAUAUCGUCUCAUUUGCAACGAGGUCGCGGCGUAAAGGUGUGAAUGAAAGGUACCGUUCAGCACGACGGGUGUCAUCAAGUGGAGGGAAAAAUGCGAUCACAUGUAUCCAUGCUCCAAACUGUAAAUGUAAAGCACUAUCUGAAAUGGGAGUGUGUGAUUCUUUCGAUGAUGAAAUGAUCAGGCGACUUUCGAUGCUACCUCAAGGAAUGGGCAUAAACGAAUGGUUGGCCACACACACACUAUCUCUUUUCGAAAAUGUAAAUGCUUUAUGUGGAACAAUAUCAGAAGUAUGCACUCCGGUCUCAUGUCCUAUUAUGUCCUAUCCAGGUGUUCCGAAAGCACAUUGGGUUGAUGAAAGAAGGAAACACCAUCCAUAUUCUGCUAUGCAAUACAUCGAUUGUGUAUUAUCAUUCUGCGAAAAAAGUGCAAAGGAUGAGCGACUGUAUCCAACUAAAUAUGGAUCUGCUUUUUCGAAUAAUUUUGGAAAUCACUGCCGUCGUUUAAUACGGUUACUUUGGCAUAGUUGCGGGCACCUAUACACGAAUCACUGGGAACAGCUAGCUACAUUGAAUUUGCGGUCGCAGUACGGCUUGGUUUUGGCACAUAUGUAUUCCAUUGCAAAAAUGUAUGAUCUUCUGGAGAGUAAGGAACUGUCUGCCCUUUCACAUACUUUGCAGCUAGUGCGCCCAACAGUAAUGUAUCAUGGAUGUGGUCAUCAGAUGGUGCAACUCAGUGAUGGAUCCAACGGUCUUCAUUUCCCAUGGUCAAAAAGUGGUAGCUGGGGUGGUUAUCCCACGACCACCGCAUUGAUGUGCAAGCCUUACUCUCAAACUUGCUGA
Molecule: messenger RNA, 1026 nt
Organism: Cercopithifilaria johnstoni
Lineage: Eukaryota; Metazoa; Nematoda; Chromadorea; Rhabditida; Onchocercidae
Source: the annotation of a GenBank genome assembly